This is a messenger RNA of Phragmites australis (common reed), 2615 nucleotides long. RefSeq names its product probable sulfate transporter 3.4. The record is from RefSeq and is a predicted model, not a curated record. Gene Ontology annotation, biological process: transmembrane transport. The transcript is spliced from 10 exons. Gene Ontology annotation, cellular component: membrane. NCBI's taxonomy places the organism in Eukaryota, Viridiplantae, Streptophyta, Magnoliopsida, Poales, Poaceae. Gene Ontology annotation, molecular function: secondary active sulfate transmembrane transporter activity. The coding region runs from base 259 to 2256 and encodes 665 amino acids.
UCGUCCAAAGUUCCAAACCAAACCCCCUCCGCCGCGCGCUCUCCCGCCCUCCGGCCCGCUCCCUAUAAAAGGCGGCUCCUCCUCCUCCGCCGAAUCCAUCGAGCCAGGCAGCAAGGCAACCCACCUUCCUCAGUGCCCUGCAGCUCCCGCCGUUGCAGGGAGGGCAAGAGCCCACAAGAACAAGUAGCAAGAACAACCGCGUCGGCCGCCGUCGCCGGCGGUCACCGACCGAGCUCGUAAGUCGAGAGUCGAGCGACAAUGGUGGUCAACAACAAGGUGGAAAGCCUCUCGUACGACGUCGCGGCGCCGCCCUCGAACGCCAUGCCUCCGCCGCCGCCGCCGGCACCCGUGAUGCACCAGCACCGGGAGGAGGCGGUGGUGCUGGAGAUGCACAAGGUGUCGCUGCCGGAGCGGCGGACGACGGCGAAGGCGCUGCGGCAGCGUCUCGCGGAGGUGUUCUUCCCCGACGACCCUCUGCACCAGUUCAAGAACCAGUCCUCCGCCCGGCGGCUGGUGCUGGCGCUGCAGUACUUGUUCCCCAUCUUCCAGUGGGGGUCCGAGUACAGCCCCCGCCUCCUCCGCUCCGACGUCGUCGCCGGCCUCACCAUUGCCAGCCUCGCCAUCCCGCAGGGAAUCAGCUACGCCAAGCUCGCCAACCUGCCUCCUAUCAUUGGCCUAUAUUCCAGCUUCGUUCCGCCGCUCAUCUACUCGCUGCUGGGGAGCUCGCGGGACCUGGCGGUGGGUCCGGUGUCGAUCGCGUCGCUGGUGAUGGGGUCCAUGCUCCGGGAAGCCGUCUCGCCGGACGACCAGCCCAUCCUCUACCUCCAGCUCGCCUUCACCGCCACCUUCUUUGCCGGCGUCUUCCAGGCGUCCCUCGGAUUCCUCAGGCUGGGUUUCAUCGUGGAUUUCCUGUCCAAGGCGACGCUGACGGGGUUCAUGGGCGGCGCCGCCAUCAUCGUGUCGCUGCAGCAGCUCAAGGGCCUGCUCGGCAUCGUCCACUUCACCUCCCACAUGGGCUUCGUCGACGUCAUGCGAUCCGUCGUCAAGCGCCACGACGAGUGGGAGUGGCAGACGAUCACCAUGGGCGUCGCCUUCCUCGCCAUCCUCCUCUUGACGCGCCAAAUCAGUGCCAGAAAUCCAAAGCUUUUCUGGGUAUCAGCUGGUGCUCCCCUGGCCUCAGUGAUAAUCUCCACCAUCCUCUCCUUCAUCUGGAAAUCUCAUAGCAUCAGCGUUAUUGGCAUGCUCCCCCGCGGAGUGAACCCACCUUCAGCUAACAUGCUCACCUUCAGCGGCUCCUACGUGGCCCUGACUAUCAAGACAGGGAUCAUGACAGGCAUCUUGUCCCUAACUGAAGGGAUUGCAGUAGGCAGGACAUUCGCAUCCAUCAACAACUACCAGGUCGACGGCAACAAGGAGAUGAUGGCCAUCGGAAUCAUGAACAUGGCCGGCUCCUGCGCCUCCUGCUACGUCACGACGGGUUCGUUCUCGCGAUCGGCGGUGAACUACAGUGCCGGGUGCAAGACGGCGCUAUCAAACAUCGUGAUGGCGGCGGCGGUGCUGGUGACGUUGCUGUUCCUGAUGCCGCUCUUCCACUACACCCCCAACGUGAUCCUGUCGGCGAUCAUCAUCACGGCGGUGAUCGGGCUCAUCGACGUCCGCGGCGCCUCCAAGCUGUGGAAGGUGGACAAGCUCGACUUCCUGGCCUGCAUGGCCGCGUUCCUCGGCGUCCUCCUCGUCUCCGUCCAGAUGGGCCUCGCCAUCGCCGUCGGCAUCUCGCUGUUCAAGAUCCUGCUGCAGGUGACGCGGCCCAACAUGGUGGUCAAGGGGCUCGUCCCGGGGACGCAGAGCUACCGCAGCGUCGUGCAGUACAGGGAGGCCGUGAGGGUGCCGUCGUUCCUCAUCGUCGGCGUUGAGUCGGCGAUCUACUUCACCAACUCCAUGUACCUCGUCGAGAGGAUCAUGAGGUACCUCCGGGACGAGGAGGAGAAGGCGCUCAAGUCGAACCAAGGCUCCAUCCGAUGUGUCAUCCUCGACAUGAGCGCUGUGGCGGCGAUCGACACGAGCGGCCUAGACGCACUCUCAGAGGUGAAGAGAGUCCUGGACAAAAGAAACAUCGAGCUGGUGCUUGCCAACCCGGUAGGGUCCGUUGCCGAGAGGAUGUUCAACUCGGCGGUGGGCGAGGCGUUCGGGUUGGACCGCCUGUUCUUCAGCGUAGCCGAAGCCGUGGCGGCGGCGCCAUGCAAAGCGCAGCCCUGAGGAGCAGCACUGCCCCCAUAGACCGGGCACGGGUACUCUGACCAGCAGAAGCAGUUGAACAAGUGCUUCUCGGAGGAGGCUAAAAUAGUUGCAUCGAAGAAGAUGAAGAAGAAGAGAAGAAGAAGGCGCUUUAAUUUGUUCGCGUGCAUGUUCUUGUUGUGUUUAGGGAGACUGGUAGAUCAGGAAUAACGUAAUGCCGAAUGCUGAUGAUCUCUUCUGGAUCGGGAGAAGAGUUUUUGAAGAACGUAACCACCAGCAUGUGUAGUUGUUGUUGUGAUUGCAACGACCGAAGUAAUUGACGAUGGUUCAGUAGCAGUUUAGGCCGUGCAGGCUUGAAAAUGUCUUUCUCGUCUCUGAAA